This is a messenger RNA of Exophiala bonariae, 3813 nucleotides long. RefSeq lists its product as uncharacterized. The transcript is spliced from 2 exons. Gene Ontology annotation, biological process: positive regulation of translational termination; protein hydroxylation. Gene Ontology annotation, molecular function: 2-oxoglutarate-dependent dioxygenase activity; sequence-specific DNA binding. Gene Ontology annotation, cellular component: nucleus; cytoplasm. Lineage: Eukaryota; Fungi; Ascomycota; Eurotiomycetes; Chaetothyriales; Herpotrichiellaceae. Bases 1 to 3813 code for a protein of 1270 amino acids. The record is from RefSeq and is a predicted model, not a curated record.
AUGCCAUCCUCCCGCCCAUGCGCAGCCUUCGAGCCAAUCUCUCCCGACUUCAACGUCAAAGCCCUGGUCGAAUCGACACCCAACUUCGAAUGGGUUGUGCGAAUUCAUUGUGAUAUGAUCGAUCAUCAAGGUCUGGAGAAUUUCGAAAAGCUGGUCCUUAUACAUGUCAUCCUCGGAGGCAAGCCACUCGUGAUUGAAGGAUACGAAACACGACUUGACCGUUGGUCAUUUGCCUUACAAUGGCUGCGAGACAAUUGUGGUUCAAAGGUUGAAACAGCCCGAGACUUGACCAAAAAGACCAAUAUCCCGCUCUCAAUCGCUCACUACCUGAACAACAUGGCUCUGCUCACAAAUCAAUGGUCCAAUCACAACUACAAGGAUGUUGAUCGCCAGCGCAUGUAUCUCAAGGACAUUGAUUGUCCUCAACUCUGGCGUGACAAGCUAUCCGAGAUCCUUCCUCCAUCCCUCUUCUACCUGAACGAAUCCACCGGUGACGUUGGUGGAUUUGGUGCCACUGACGAAGCCGAUCCUCACCGACCUGGCAUGAGGAGAGGAAGAGGUAUCGCCAAAUCUGGUGAUCUCAUGGCUAGUUUGCCCGCUGAGAUGCGCGCUGAGAAUCUCAUGUGCUACAUUGGUCACGAAGGCACAUACACCCCGAGUCACCGAGAAAUGUGUGCCAGUUUGGGUCAGAACAUCAUGGUUGAAGCCUCUUCUGGUAAUAUCGAAGAGGGGAAACCCACAAAGCCUGGUUCAUCGAUCUGGUUCAUGACUGAAUCAAAGGAACGUGAAGUCGUCUCAGAAUAUUGGCUGUCCACAUUGGGUCAUGACAUUGAAGUGGAAAAUCAUUUCGCUCAGAUCAAUGCUUGGAAGAACGCGCCCUUCAAGACAUACGUGGUGGAACAAAAGCCCGGAGACUUCAUCUUGAUCCCACCAUUGGCACCCCAUCAGGUGUGGAACCGAGGUACUCGAACAAUGAAGGUUGCCUGGAAUCGAACUACAGUUGAGACUUUGGAAAUGGCUCUCCACGAAGCUUUGCCUCGUGCACGCAUGGUCUGCCGUGAUGAGCAGUACAAGAACAAAGCCAUCAUCUAUUACACAAUGCAGAAGUACUCUAAACAACUCAAAACAGCCGAAAAGGUCAAGCAGAAGCUUCUGGCCGCCGGACGCCACAUAUCUGGUACUGAUAUCAAAGUCCGGCAAUUGGAAAAGGACUUUCGCCGUCUGCAUAGUCUUUUCACUGAGGUUCUUGUCUCUGAGAGCUUUUCUCGUGCACAGAAAGAACCUCCGGUAGAAAGCUUGACUUACGAUAGCAACAUCACAUGCUCAUAUUGUCGUUGCAACAUCUUCAACCGUUUCCUGACCUGUCCCAGCUGCAUUGAAAAGGUACCUGGCGAUGAUGAUGACACUUAUGAUGUCUGCCUGGAAUGUUAUGCGAUGGGGAGAAGCUGUGCUUGCAUUUCUAAACUCCAAUUCGUCGAACAGUGGCCCUGGGUUGAGUUGGUACAAAAGCAUGAGCAAUGGCGACACCAGAUUCUUGGUUAUGAAGGCAAAAUCACCGAGAAGUCUCCCAUGUCGCUCAAAACCGAGCUUGAUCGUCUCGGUGCCAAACGUACCCUGGCACAGAUAUGCCAAUUGGAAUUAGAGCGUCGCACCUUCCACGAUGUCAAACGUCCUCGGUCUCCCGUGAACCAAUACGAAGAAGACGAUGAUGGUCCCGCGGUCGACGAGAACGGGGUAGCGAAGAAGAAGAAACAAAAGAAGAAGACAGCCAAGUUUAUCCGCGAAAAUGGCCGCUGUCAUGUCGAUGUUCACUGGGAACCCAAGUGGAAGCAGGCAUCAUGUUCUCACUGCGGUAAGAACUGGUGCUAUGGCAGUCUUUUCCGUGCAUACGAUAUGAAACCGCAGGAGAUUCUCGCUGAUCCUGAUUGGCAAUGUCCGAGCUGUCGCAACAUGUGUGGAUGUCGUAUUUGCCGUAACAAGCCCGGUUAUAAACCUUACAUGCCAACUGGUACCAUGUUGGGCCACAACACCAAAAUUGUGGCAGACCCACGGUCAGUGGAGGCGUUGGUGGACUUUUCUCACUCCAACAUUGGAUGGAUUCAAAAGGCCGGUGAUGACAAUGGAGCUAAUAGCCGACGUCUCGAUAAGAGAAGAAAGGCAGCGGACACGGCCAAGGCUCAAGAAACCGAGCUGGGCGACAAUUAUGUGGACGGCGAUGACAGAAGCAACAAUGUUGAAGACAGUAUUUUACGUCUUGCAGCCCAUGAAGGCAUGCCGAUUGACCCUGCUUUAGGAGGUGUGAGUCAAGCCAAUCGCCCCGGAUCAACUGCAGACUCGGACGAGUUUGAUGAGAACCCGGAGGGGGCAAGACCACCUCAAGAGGCAACACCAGCAGACAUUUCCGGUUUUGAAUAUGCUGUGCCUGUUGGUGGUGUCCUACGAGACAUGGAACACGCAUAUGAGAUGACUGAGGCCAUCACUUAUGACUACCCCGAUCCUGAGACUGGACAGAACGUGACCGUCCCGGUCGCAAUUGAAGAAGAGGCAGCUCCUUUGCCCACUGGCUAUGCAUCUGCCCUUGCCGAUGAGAAUGGUGACAUCCAAAUGAUUGACCGCAAACGCAAGCGAAGCAAGUUGGACGAUGGAGAUCGCGCAUUCCAAUACAAGAAGGGGGACACAGGCAAACCUAAGCCGCGUAAAUCCUUGAUUGUGAAACUACAGAUCGACCCGGAAAAAUUGGCGGGUGUCCAGGAUAUGUCUUCCCUGGCACGACAGGCAUUAAAUGGCAUCGAUAUUCCUGCUCCGGUGAUCAGUUCUGACCUACAAGCAUUGAAUGUUGUUGAGGGAAAUUCACAACAGGUGCUCAAGAAAGUACGAAGAGGUCCAGAGCACGUGACAAUUGAGCAUGAUGACGAUUUCACUCCUGGUCGAUAUCGAGAUCGUAGGAAGAUCUUAGCCGAUGGGGGUCCAAGACCGCCGCCAGACUCGGACAUCACACGAAGGCAGACACGAACGCAGAAUGUCCACUAUGAAGAGCUCGAUGAAGAUGAAUUCGAUGAGAUGCUCCCAAAGAACUGGGAUAUGAUGACGAAGAACGCUGCAGAGGCGACGAAAGUGGAUGAUUCGCAGAUGGACAUGGAUGGUCGACACGAAAUUGAGACCUUGUCAGAUGAUGCAGUGAACGAAACUGAACAAUCUGGUGACAAGUUUCGUGAAGAGCCUGUGUCUGGUUCUGGUACACCCAUAUCUUUCAAUCUGGCUCCAAGUGAACGGGCGAGCUCAACACCCAAAUCGUUGGUCGAACCGGUCGCACGACCACCAUCUUUUUCGUCGCUUCGGCCUGCUGGAAUCAAAGGCAAAAUCAACGGUGCAUCCGCAUCCUCAGCCUCGAAAGCCCAGGAUAUUAAAAUGUUAGCCGAGGCACAGGCCAAUCGGAAGGCCAAGAUGGCAGCUAUUGAGUGGCUUGAUAAUGAUAGUGACGAUAUCGACGACGAAUGGUCCCAAGCAUCAUCCGCGGAUGAGCCAUCACCACCAAAGAAACAAUCUGAAGUCAAGAAAGCACCAGUCCCCGCACCAUCGCAGCAACGACUAGAGACCAAGAUAAAACCUGCAGUGGUUCCAUCCAAGCCAGCAAUGACGGUGACUUCCCUCAACAAGGUUUCCACGGAUGCAUGGGGAGAUAGUGAUUCCUCAGACGAUGAACCAAGUUUGAGUAGGGGUUCAGGGUGGGCGAGUGUGAAUACCAAAAAGGUGUCUGUAGCUGCGCCGGCGCCAAUGGUGGCAAAGAAGAGAGGUCGGCCACCAAAGUAUUAG